UCUGUCAGCCGAAGCUGUUACUAGAAAGUACAACUGGAUGAGUCUGAGCCACAGUUCACACCUGAAAGGCUCAACUGGCGAUUUACUGGGACUAUUCUGGCGCCCUUUUGCUCUUUUCAACACGAAACAUGACAAAACUCAAAAGCUCAUCGCUGUGAUGUUGCUGCCUCGUAAUUAGUCGAACUAGCGUAAGCAAGCUAUUUGGCUGCUAGCUCACUUAUAGCUUACUAGCGUAUUAGCUACAACUUCAUGUUACAUUUGAACUCCCUCGCCUACGGUGGGACAUAGGACAUAGGCUGCCGUGUACGUCGUCAUGGCACAUAGAAAAGAACUAUUUCAAACUAAAGUACUCCAGAAGCUCUACCCUGCAGCUCCCAAACCUGAAAAGAAACCAAGCCCUCCAGACAAUGUAGAAGUCCUGUCCAAAAAAUCUUCUGUCAAAGCUACUCAAGUUGACUCUAAAGCAGGCAAUGCAGGGAUGACACAGAGCGCAGCCAAUCCAGGCAGGCGGCUGUACACGGUCCUGCCUCCUCCUGCAGACUAUAAGAUGGAUUCAGAGAAAUCCGACACAAUGCCUCAGCAAGAAAGCGUAAAUAGCUCCAAGGACCCAGCCGAGGAGAUCACUCAUGAUAGUGAUGAAGAAUCAAACGAUGAUGAGGAGGGAGAAGAACAGAAAAGAAAAAGGAGAAGGAAAAGGAAACCUGGUAAUCGUAACGCUGCUACAGAUGGAGCAGCAUCAGUGAGCGAGUCCAGCAGAGGUCAGAGUCAGAUGUCUGUGUCUGAGGGAGGAGAGCCAAUCAGCAGGAACAAGAAGAGGAAGCUGAAGAAGAAACGGCACAAAGAGAAGCUUCGCUCCAUGGGCCUGAUGCCCCGUGCUGCUGCCCUGGAGUUUACAUACCAAAGAGAUGAGGAAGAUAAGAAUAUCGAGGAAAGAGCUGCCGAGGUGGCAGACUUCUUCAGGACAACAAUGAACAUCUAUUUAUCAGAUUCCUUGUCACAUUUAGACAAGCUUCCUCUCCUGUCUGAGACCAUGGAUGACCUUCUUCACAGCAUAGCCAGUGGCGACAAGCCCACCUCUGUCUUGAAGCAGCUGUAUUGCCUCAAGGUUUUAGUUCAGCAAAAAGAGACAGACAAACUGGAAAAGUCACUGGAUGAUCUGCAAACUGCUUCCAUUAUGUCUGAAGAGGAAACCACGGCGGUCAUUUCACUGUUCCAAUACUGGAUCACAGACAUUCUUCCCAUGCAGGCUGACAGGAAGACAGAACUUUCUACAAUGCACUCAUGAGGUUUUCACUCACGCAGGAACAGAGACUGAUGGGAGUAUUCCCAUGUUGAAAUGAUUUAUUCAUUACUGCAAAAAUCUGAAACUUUUUUUUCACUGGCCUGUGUUCAGUCUAUUUUAUACCUUAUUUUGUUAAGGAAUAAAACAAAGCCAGUCAAUCCUGAGCUUGGUAAAUCCUUCCACCCAGCAUGAAUCAGCUUGAAGUUGUGAUUCCCAAGCAAGCAGUUAUUUACCUUCUCUUUUAGUUGAGUUUAAUAACGUUUAAAUAAAUCCAUCCUCUAGCUGGUUCUAAAAACAAAUCCCCUCCCACACAUCUAACCCCCUAAUUGCUAGAGAGGCUCUCCUGGAGCUCCUGUAUGAUUUGCUGAUGAUCUAACCUGUUUAUAGUCCCUCAGUUAUUCACAAUACACUCAACAUAUCAGUUUCCAAGUUUGUAACUCUGAGCACCUUUCAACCGACCUAAGAGAUAUAAGCAUUUAUUACAUGAUCCCCACAACCAUUCGUUCCUCUUACCUAACUGUGAGCUCAACAGAGAAUGUUUUCAACAGACGAAGGAAACCAGAACCACCCAGGAGUCCUAACCUUUGGUGAUCAAAAACCUAUCUACAGCUCAGAUAAUCUAGUCUUAUACAUCUGACCCUAAGCUCAAUGCCAGGGGACGAGAAUUAACUCAGUUGGACAUUGAUUUUGUUGUGAACUGAGAGAGGACUGUCUGCCACAGACCCACCCUGGAGAAUCUGGGCUUUCCAGAACUGGAAUGCACUGAGAGGCACCAGCACGUUGAACUGUAAGCUGUAACACACGGCUUUGAGGUGUGAAGGGUUUUACAGUGGUGGGAACUAGCAGACUAGCCUCCUGUGGCUUUUGUUCAUGGCUGAAUGCAUCAAAUUUCUGAUUAAACCCAAUGGGCCUGUAAGUAUCCAGUCAAUGCAUUCAUACAUUUUCUUAAACCCAACAAUAUUAUCAAGAGGGAUGAUGAGGGCAACAAGAGCACUGUUGGACAGUAACACUGAAACAUCUUAACUGCUAAAUGAACGUCUGUAAUUCUGGUAAAGCUCUCCCCUGUGCCAAAAGCCUGAAUCAUAAUGUUUUAAGGAUUUCAGUUAUAUUUUCUGUCAGUCAGAAGGAGGAAAAAAAAUAUUUCACCUAUCUAGCGAAGUAGAAUGUCUCUCUGACUAUUCAUCUGACUGAAUAAUACUUCCUCCAGACAUAUUUCAAACAGAUCAGCUGUCAAAAAAAUUCUGAAAUGUUUACUGUUUUGUCAGUAGCCUGGUUAAGUGCUAACACUAUACUCAGAAAUUUCCUGUAAGAAGUCAACUGUACCCUCAAAAGAAAAGUUAACUUGUGUUAUGCAAAUCCUUUUAGUGGGAAGCUGCAAACAGCAGGAAUGUUUAGUUAUCAUAAGCAAUAAUAUGCCAUUGCAGCUCCUCAUUAGAAAAUAAUGUCAUAAAAAAGUAAAUAACGAAUUCCUGAAUCCAAGUUUUUUUUAAAACAGCGUUUCCAAACAUCCUAGUUUAAUUUUGGAUGCUUACUUUGUUUUAC
This is a messenger RNA of Cheilinus undulatus (humphead wrasse), 2824 nucleotides long. RefSeq names its product glutamate-rich protein 1. The coding region runs from base 314 to 1285 and encodes 323 amino acids. The record is from RefSeq and is a predicted model, not a curated record. NCBI's taxonomy places the organism in Eukaryota, Metazoa, Chordata, Actinopteri, Labriformes, Labridae. The transcript is spliced from 6 exons.